AUGUGGAGGCUGUUGCAAGCUUGCAAACUGUCGCACAUGCUUCCAGUCACAGAGUCAAGGCCCAUUGUGCUGCAGGAGUGCCUUUCUGCCGCGCUCUUCUCCGACAUCCGAGGUUGGCAAGUCAAAAGUCAAAACAUGACCAUGCCCAAUGGCCAGAGACUGUGCAACACAGCCGUGACGCGAAUGAAGGCGCGUGUCUGGCGUCAACCUGCCCUGCUCGUGCCGGGGCGGGCCGAAUCAACCUUUGCCAGAAGCUCAGAUUGCUACAAGCACGUCUUGGCUCCUGUGACCUCGCCUGUCAGACGAGCUUGCAGUUAG
Messenger RNA from Symbiodinium necroappetens, 318 nucleotides. Lineage: Eukaryota; Dinophyceae; Suessiales; Symbiodiniaceae. The record is from the annotation of a GenBank genome assembly.